Molecule: messenger RNA, 1515 nt
Organism: Theobroma cacao (cacao)
Lineage: Eukaryota; Viridiplantae; Streptophyta; Magnoliopsida; Malvales; Malvaceae
Gene: FHA2
Product: SMAD/FHA domain-containing protein
Biological process (GO): regulation of ribosomal protein gene transcription by RNA polymerase II
Cellular component (GO): nucleus
Molecular function (GO): sequence-specific DNA binding; protein binding
Source: RefSeq, a predicted model, not a curated record
UUUAAAAUAUCCAAAAAGUAAAUAUCAGGACAAAUUUUCUGAAACCCCGACACCCUCUUUAGAGUUUCAAACAACCUCCCUCCUCCGCCAGUCGAUCAAUCAAUAAUUCAAUUGAAAACCAAAAUCCACGAUGGGCACCACAGGUGGGAGCGACGUGGAGGCGGGGUUCGCGAAGCUACAAGGCGAAGACUUCGAAUAUUACAUGCAAACCUAUUCCAUUAUGCUCGGUCGCAACUCCAAGAAAUCCUCCGUCGAUGUCGACUUAGCAAGCCUCGGCGGUGGCAUGAACAUCUCCCGGCACCACGCCCGCAUCUUCUACGACUUCACGCGACGCCGUUUCGCACUGGAAGUCCUCGGCAAAAAUGGCUGCCUCGUCGAAGGCGUCCUCCACCUUCCCGGUAACCCUCCCGUAAAGCUCGAUUCCCAAGACCUCCUCCAAAUCGGCGACAAAGAAUUUUACUUUCUUCUUCCUGUGAGGAGUAUUCUCGGUGGACCCCUUGCGCCUAGGCACUAUGUUUCGAUUUACCAGACGGCUGGGGCGGGGGCGGGGGCGGCGGCUGCGGCUGGUGGGGUACCGCAUCAUGGUUUCCAUGGCGGGGCGGAGACGGGGAGGACGGUGGGUUCCGUGGUGGGUUCGGCUGUGGUGGCAGUGGGGGUGAAGAAAGGUAGGGGAAGAGAGUAUUAUGAGGACGAGUAUGGGGAGGAAGAGGAUGUUGGGAGUGGUGGGAAGAAGGUUAGGAGAGAAGAUUGGUACAGUGGGGCCGAGGCCGGGUCUGGAGGAAAGGCGGGGCUGGCUGGAGGAUUAGUUCCUGUGGAGAAGAAGGGAGAGGGAAGAUCAAGAGUUGACCGCGAAUCUGAUAAUCAACAGCUUAUGCAGUUGGAAGAAAAGGAUGUGGUGUCAUCUGUAGCUACUGUGCUUUCUGAUCUUUGUGGUCCUGGAGAAUGGAUGCCCAUGGAGAAACUCCAUACUGAGUUGGUCGAUCAGUUUAGUAAUGUGUGGCAUCACAGCCGAGUUAGAAGGUAUCUUACAUCUGAGGACUGGCCUGGUCCCGAAUCGAAGGGGAAACCAUGGUAUGGUCUGCUUAUGCUGCUAAGAAAAUAUCCUGAGCACUUUGUCAUCAACACAAGAUCCAAGGGCAGGAUAACCCUGGAGUUUGUCUCUCUUGUAUCUUUGCUUUCAUAGAAUAAUGGUCAGGAAGAUUCAAAAGGCACUAUCCUUGCAUGUUCAUCUUACAUGUCUUGUUUGGGAAGUCAAAGAAGUUGCAGAGUGUAGAAUGAUACUAAUGUUCUAAUUGUUGAGGGCCACCCACUUUGAGUUCUGAACUGGCUGCUUGGAUAAAUGUAACUGGAUGGUAUGAAUUUGAGAUGUAUUGAUGUCAUUUGUUACCUAGUUUUUUGAGCUGAAUUCUCUGUACAUUUUUAUGCUGGCAAUGGAACUUUCCUUCCAGGAAACAAGGCUUGGUAAAAACUAUACUGUUCUUAUAACUAAGAUGCUCCUAUUAACAUCCUUCCGAA